Mollisia scopiformis is the source of this 1902-nucleotide messenger RNA. RefSeq lists its product as uncharacterized. Bases 96 to 1733 code for a protein of 545 amino acids. NCBI's taxonomy places the organism in Eukaryota, Fungi, Ascomycota, Leotiomycetes, Helotiales, Mollisiaceae. The transcript has a single exon. Gene Ontology annotation, cellular component: membrane. The record is from RefSeq and is a predicted model, not a curated record.
CACAUCUCGAAUCCUCGGGACUCAGCCGCACAGCUUCCUCCAUUCCAAUACAAUGUGAUCGCUGGCCAUCAGAUUGGGCCUGCCGUUAAUUCUCAAUGCUACCAUCAGACAAAUGCGAUGAUGAUGCCUGCGUGGCACCGGGAUUUCGCACUCGUUCGACAGGCGCGGCGUCUGCGACCACAAUCGCCUUCUCUACGAUUCCGUUUGUCAUAACGUUCCUCGUCGUUAGUAUCAUAGCUUUACAGAAACUGUUUCCUGUUGUAGCAAGUCUACAAUCAUCGAAAUACGAAGAGCAUUACCUUCCCAGCGAUGCGCCUCCUAGUCUGCGACAAAAACAUGCAGAGCAUAAUGCGAAGUCGGGACGGAGAAGGGUAGUUGGAAUUACGUUCUCGGCCACAAUUGCACUGGCAGCUGUGCUGGUCGAGCUGAUCCUCUGCGAGUUGUCGAAUACAUUGAAUCCCGCUGCUAGGACCUUCGCGUUGAAAGUGGUGGUUCCGACAUUACUCUUCUCUCUGGUGAUUCUGAUUCCUUUCCUCGAAUUGCAGUCUAUCGUUUCUGGUUCUGGGUGGUCGUUUAAGAGACACAAUGGCAGGAUACCGAAGAUGACAUGGGCGUUACAAGCUUGCGGAUUUACGACAUGGCUGUUGGGCUUUUGGUGGCUUGGGAAAGGUGUCCCAGGAACUUACAUCCACACAAUGGCUUCUCAGCCGGGAAAGGACCUCAACGAAGCAUGUUUGGAACGUGUUGGUAUAAUUGGAAUAUCUUUGAUGGCCUUGUUGUCAGGGUUUGCAGCAGUCUCAGCCCCAUGGCAGACAUUUGGAGCCAAGCAGAAGCCGGUCACUGAAGCAGAUAUCAAUCGAAAGCAGGCCGGUCUUGAUGCUACAAAUGAUAUGCUAGCUGCAAAACGCAGCAGACUCCGAGCUUUACAACGCAAGGUUCAGGAUACACCAACAGAAGGCUUUAUGACCAAAGUCAUUGGCACAAUUCGUGGAAGUGCUGAUACUCAAGAGUUGAAAGCUCUCGAGCUCGAAAUUGCUGGUCUAGAGUCAAUGUCCGUCAGCUUGGCAAGCUCUCUCUCCCUACUCCAGACUCGAUUUGCCUCCUCCCAGCGUGCGUCUUCUCCUCUAGGCAAAAUAUUCCUGACGCCGUUCGCAUACGCCUUUGCUCUUUAUUGUGUCUACCGCAUCAUAACGGUGUCACUCACCAUCUUGCGCCAAGUGCUAUUUCCUUCUCCAGAUACAGCUUUCACAUCUUCGACUACCGAUCCAAUAAAUCGUAUUCUCUCACUCCUAGCAAAGCACGUCGACCCAACGCUUGAUCAGCUCGCUUGGUCCCGCCAAAUCUCCUUUCUCCUCUCCGGAAUUAUCCUUCUCGCCUCAUUCAACUCCGUCUUACAAACGUUCCAUAUGCUCACCAAACUCUCUCCUUCUCUUCUCUAUCAAGCACAGGCAAAUCUCGCUCUGAUUAUCGCCCAGAUUUCAGCAACAUAUGUCAUAAGUAGUGCAUUGCUGCUAAGAAGUAACCUGCCCACGGAGAUGAAGAGUGUGGUUAGUGAAGCACUGGGAAGUCCCCUUGAGCCAGGAUUCGUGGAGAGGUGGUUUGAUGGAUGGUUCCUGAUCGCAAGUUUGGGGACUGCCGCGGGAAUCUUCAUCUGGAAGAGGAUAGCUGGACCGGGGGACUGGGAUGAUUGGGAUUUUGACGGAGACAUUGAGUUAGGACAGAAGCGUUCAUGAAUGGGUACGAGUUGCAUUAUUUCCUGGAAUUACAUGGAACGGCGAUCUAUUCGAAGUGUAUAUCACGAAUUGACGCCCAUACAAUGGCCAAACAAGAAAAGGAAUUCUAAGGCUAAUAUUUGUGUAAUAGAAACUUCAUCAAAAGGCCAUAAUGCAACAUUCUGAGCAC